This is a messenger RNA of Cladocopium goreaui, 912 nucleotides long. NCBI's taxonomy places the organism in Eukaryota, Dinophyceae, Suessiales, Symbiodiniaceae. The record is from the annotation of a GenBank genome assembly.
AUGGUCAACAAAGGUCUGCUGGACUCAGGGGCGACACACCCUUUGCGAGCCAAGAGAAAGGGAGAACGUCUUCACCAUCUACCAAAGGUCAAAGUGACGCUGGCAGGUGACAAGGAGAUCUACAUGGCACUCACUCCAACGGGAGUCAUUGUGGGCGAAGAAGGCACGGAGCCCAUAGUGCCCAUGGGGUUGCUGACCGCAGUCCUUGGUAAGCUGGAGCUGGUGGUUGAAGCUGGAUGUCCGAUGGUGUCACAGGCCGCCAAGGCCGUGAAGGUUGUGAAAAGUUUGAAAACGGGGGAAGAUUCAGAAGUGGCAUGGUUGAAAAGGCUUGUUGAUGAGCACCCAGCUCUACAAGGAAUCCCUGAGGAGGUCAAAAGAAGCUUGGUGGAGAAGCCUGCUCCGAACAUCCUACCGUUGGGCAACAGAAGAAGGAGGAAACUUUGGAGGACGAAGGGUAUGAUGAUCCAUGCCUUUUUAGGAAAGAAUGAGGGCUACACAUUGGGAAGGGCGUUUCAUGAAGUUGGAGGUGAUCGUCGAUUGAUGCAUGAGUUUGACAUCACCCAUGGAACGCCUGAAGCAGAUCUGUCCCCUGAAGGUGAGGCCUACCCGCUCUUGUUGAGGGCAGCUUUGGAUGGAUUGGUGAAGGGUUGGAUAGCCGGGCCACCAUGCAGGACCAGAUCGGUUCUCAGACAUCUUGAAGUUCCAGGGGAAGCCAUGCCGAGACCUCUGAGAAGUUGGAAUGGAGGGGAGUUUGGCAUAGAAGGGCUUUCGAACUUUGAGAAAGAGCAGGUCACUUUGGAUGAUACGCUGCUGAUGCGGUUUUUGGUUCUCUACAUUGUGUCGGAGACGGUGCGCAGAGCAGCUGGGUUAGUCACCAACCACUUUGAUCCUGGAGCAGCCUGCCUCACCUGA